AUGCGGCACGCGGCUAGGAGAGCUGCGGCCGCGCUGCUAUCGCCGCCGACUAUCUCACCUCGCUCCACCGCACUGCCAUCGCCGCCGACUUCCUCGUCUCCCUCCUCCCCGCCGCCCCUCCGGCGUCUCCAGUCCCUUCCCGCGAGCGCGCCCGAGGCAGGACUGGUCCGGACUCCCCGCGAGCGCUUCCCCGUUCCGAGCCCCUGCGUGAGAGGCUCCCACUUCCACGAUGCACGCGGGGUGCUCGACGAAACGCCCAAGAGGAGCGCGGCCGCGUGGACGGCGGCCAUCGCUGGCUGUGCGCGCGCCGGCCGGCACGCGGACGGCAUGGGCGCGUUCGCGGAGAUGCUCGCCGAGGGCGGAACCGCGCCGAACGCGUUUGUUCUCGCCGCCGUCCUCAGGUGCUGCUCGGGCCUCGGCGACGUGGAGUCGGGCAAGCGCAUCCAUGGAUGGCUGCUGAGGAACGGGGUGCAUCUGGACCGGGUGCUGUGUAACGCCGUUCUCGACAUGUACGCCAAGUGCGGGGACUGCGAGGGGACUAAGCGGGCAUUCAGAGCCAUGGCCGAGGUUGACGUCGUCUCCUGGAAUAUCGUGAUCAGCGCGUGUCUGCAGAGCGGCGACGUUCUUGGGUCGGUGCAGCUGUUUGAUGAGUCGCCGAUGCGAGACACUUCAAGCUGGAACACAAUCAUCAGCGGCUUGAUGCGGAAUCGGUGCGCUGCCAAGGCGCUGGACCGCCUUUAUCAUAUGGCACGAGCUGGAGUGGAGUUUAAUCACUACACAUACUCCACGGCGCUUGCCUUGGCUGGCAUGCUUUCUUUGCUAGACCUCGGCCGGCAGCUCCAUGGCCGUGUGCUGACAGCUGCACUGGAGACUGACGCAUUUGUUCGGAGCUCUCUCAUGGACAUGUACUGCAAGUGCGGCUCAAUGGAGGCUGCCGUGUUGAUCUUUGAUAGAUGGUCGCAUCUUACCGGCGACAUGAAAUUUGCAUGGAGCACAAUGGUCGCUGGAUACGUCCAGAAUGGCAGGGAGGAAGAAGCUUUUGAGUUCUUCCGGUUGAUGCUGCGUCAAGGGGUUGCUGCAGAUCAGUUCACCCUCACCAGUGCAGUUGCAGCGUGUGCAAAUGCAGGGAUGGUUGAGCAAGGUAGGCAAGUGCAUGGAUGUGUCGAGAAGCUAGGGCACAGUUUUGAUGCACCAUUGGCAUCUACCUUCGUCGACAUGUAUGCUAAGUGUGGCAACCUUGACGACGCUUGCAGGAUGUUUGACAGAGCUCCCAUGAAGAACGUUGCUCUCUGGACUUCAAUGCUGUGCUCCUAUGCGUCCCAUGGGAAAGGUAGGAUGGCCAUAGAACUCUUCAACAGGAUGAUUGCAGAAAAGAUCAAACCAAAUGAGGUCACCCUCGUCGGUGUUCUAUCUGCCUGUAGCCAUGGCAGAUUGGUCAGUGAAGGAGAGCACUUCUUCAAGCUAAUGCAAGAAGAGUAUGGAAUUGUUCCGAGCAUUGAACAUUACAAUUGCAUGGUUGAUCUUUAUGGUCGAGCUGGACUGCUCAACAAAGCAAAUAACUUCAUCAACGAAAACAAGAUUAAGCAUGAAUCUAUUGUCUGGAAGACAUUACUGUCAGCUUGUCGUGUUCACAAGGACAUGGAGCAUGCAAAACUUGCUUCUGAAAGUUUGAUUCAACUGGAGCAAUGUGAUGCUGGGUCAUAUGUUAUGCUGUCAAACAUGUAUGCCACUCACAGCAAAUGGCGUGAUACUUCGAAGCUCAGAAGUUUGAUGCGGGAAAGGGGGGUUCGAAAGCAACCCGGACAAUCCUGGAUCCAUCUGAAGAACAUUGUGCAUACUUUUGUCGCGGGGGACACGGCACACCCGAGAUCAUCUGAAAUUUAUACCUGCUUGGCAAAGUCGAUGGAGAGAAUAAAGGAACUGGGGUACACCAGUAGAAUUGAUCUUGUUGCUCAUGAUGUGGAGGAGGAACAGAGGGAGACAGCUCUGAGGUUCCACAGUGAGAAGCUUGCCAUGGCGUUUGGGAUCAUCAGCACUCCCAGUGGGACUCCACUUCGAAUCUUCAAGAACCUGCGUAUUUGUGUAGACUGCCAUGAAGCAAUCAAGUAUGUAAGCCGAGCCACAGAUAGGGAGAUCGUUGUGCGAGAUUUGUAUCGGUUUCAUCAUUUCAAGGAUGCAAGGUGUUCUUGUGAGGAUUUCUGGUGA
Triticum turgidum subsp. durum (durum wheat) is the source of this 2205-nucleotide messenger RNA. Lineage: Eukaryota; Viridiplantae; Streptophyta; Magnoliopsida; Poales; Poaceae. The record is from the annotation of a GenBank genome assembly.